This is a messenger RNA of Kwoniella shivajii, 564 nucleotides long. RefSeq lists its product as uncharacterized. The coding region runs from base 1 to 564 and encodes 187 amino acids. NCBI's taxonomy places the organism in Eukaryota, Fungi, Basidiomycota, Tremellomycetes, Tremellales, Cryptococcaceae. The record is from RefSeq and is a predicted model, not a curated record. Gene Ontology annotation, molecular function: phosphatase activity; inositol diphosphate tetrakisphosphate diphosphatase activity. Gene Ontology annotation, cellular component: cytoplasm. The transcript has 2 exons.
AUGCCGUCCAAGAUAUACAUACAAUCAGAUGAAACACCUUUAGUCGUUGUUCCACCUAUCAAUUUCUCUUUGGUAGCACCAGGGAUCUAUCGAUCCGGACAUCCAAACAAGAAAAAUUUCUCAUUUCUCAAAAGAUUGAAUUUAAAAGGUAUAAUAUAUUUGGAAAAAGUUGGAGAUCCUUACAGACAAGAUUCUAUGGAUUUCGUUUCAUCGAAUGAGAUCAAAUUAUAUAGGUUUGAUUUGAGCAAAGAAUCUGAAUUAUACACUGUUCAAGGUGAAGAUCGACUUGAAGAUCUAUUAGGUGUAUUAUUAGAUAAGAGGAAUCAUCCGUUAUUGAUUCAUGAUGAUACGGGUAAAGGAACGGCUACUUUGAUAUGUUCUUUGAUAAGAAGAAUUCAAGGUUGGAGCUUGACGGGUGCUUUUGCAGAAGGUGAUAUGUUCGCUGGACCUGCUGGUGGUUCAGAAGGUGUCGGUUUAGGUCAAGCUGGAAUGGAGUUCAUAGCUGCCUUCGAACCUAAGAAAGUCAAAUUCGAUAGGACUAAUAAACCAGAUUGGGUAGACUGA